ACUGCCCGCAUCUCCCCUGCGGCAGCCUCUCCCCGCUUCCCUGCAGCAGCAAGAGAGCCCGAACCUUCCCUCUCCAAGAAAAAACGGAAAGCAGCAGAAUGUCCCGGCCGCCGGGAUGCUGCGGGGCGACCUGAAACUUGGGUGAGGGGCGGAAGGGGCAGAGAGGAUCCCUGCCCGCCGCGGGUUGGGACGGGGCAGCGCUCGGGGCGCAGGGGAGCGCCCUCGUCCCCGCGAUGGUGCUGCGGUGCGGGGACGGCGAGCAGGGAGCCGGGGACCGGGUCUGCCCCGCGCCCCAGCGCGACAAGGAGGUGCCCAGCGCCCAGGAGAGCGGCCCCGAGCAGGGGGAUGCCGCCGAGGGGCUGGACGAGGAGGAGGACGAGGAGGAAGAGGAUGAGGAGGAAGAGGAAGAGGACGAGGUCUAUGAGGACUUCUCCGAGCUGCCCGACACCUGCAGCAUCGCCUCGGACGACUCGUUCUACCCGCCGCGGGGGCUGGAGGACGAGGAGGACCGCUGGUCCUUGGCGCAGGGGGACCGCGACAGCCCCGAGGCGCUCAGCCUCUUCCGAGCCUGCUGCACCAACAACGCCGUGGUGCUGCGGGCGCUCAUCCGCCAGGGCCCCGAGGGCGACGAGGUGCGGGAGACCGACCGCAACCGCAGGAAUGGUCUUAUUGUUGCCUGUUAUCAAGGUUAUGUGGAUAUUGUAAUAGCCUUAUCACAAUGCCCUCACCUUGAUGUGAACUGGCAGGACAACGAAGGGAACACGGCUCUAAUUACAGCUGCACAGGCAGGGCACAUAACCAUUACAAACUAUUUGUUGAACUAUUUUCCUGGGCUUGAUAUUGAGAAGAGGAACGUCUUUGGAUUCACAGCACUGAUGAAAUCCGCAAUGCAGGGCCGAACUGAAUGUGUGAAAGCCUUGAUGAUGGCAGGUGCAAAUGUUCAUGCAACCGAUCCAAGCCGUGGACUGACUUCAUGGGAAUGGGCUUGUUACACAGGAAGAUCAGAAUCUGCCUUCUUCAUGCAAAAGCUGAUGGACAGACCAUGCCCAGAGCAGUUUUGUGAUAAAUUUAAACCAGAAUGGCCAAAGAUGAAGGAACUUCUUUCCAAGGCUGCAGAGCCAAAAAGCUGUUUGCAGAGGGUUUCUGAGUGUGUGAGGGCAGCUGUCUCAUUCCGGCCUUUCUAUGGCCCUGAAGAAGACGGGGUCCUCGAUCACAUGGUGAAGGUGACAACAAGCUUGAGCAGUCCUUUCAUUGCUCCGUCAUGCCGGACGGUGUGCCCAGGCAGCCCACCUUCUGUGGGGAAACGCAGACUGGCUGUGCAAGAAAUCCUUAGGAAGCAGAGAGCUGAGGAGAUCCGGUCUCAGGACAAAGACCACGUUAGCAGCUAUGAGAAGCUAUUUCAGAACUCCAAAAUAACACUGAUCCCCAAGAAGAAGGACCGGAGAGCCAGCCUGCAGCCCAUCAGCCUUGCAGUCUCUCAAGUGAAUACCAUAGCCACUAGGAAAGCGAGCCUCUUGCCACUCCACCUGCUUAGACGGAGCAGUGUCAGGCCAGGAUUUUUCAUCCCCAAAGUUCGUAUCAGCAAGGCUCCUCCACCCACCUUCCAGCCGGAAAAGGCAAGAAGGAGGAGCAGUGCAAAGGAUGACCCCUAUUUGCAAAUUCCCAAAUGGAGAUACAAAGAGCUAAAAGAGGAGCGGAAGAAGGUGGAGGAACUGGAGAAGAAAAAAGCAGCAGAGGCUCAAAAGCAGAGGCAGGUGUCUCCUGCCAGAUGCAGGACCUGAUUUAAAGGCAUUUGCUUAGAAGGUUUUAGAGCCAUUAGUCUUGUUAUCUGAGCAAGAUAACAGACUGCAUGCCUCUGUGCAUGCCUAAUGCUCAUGGAGCUGGAAUACUGAAUAAUGGCCUGUAAGGUGCAGAAAAAAGGGCAGGGGCUAGGCCACAGUGUGUCUGGUGGUGGAACAGGAAGGUAUUUUGAGUUGAAGACUUACUAAGUUUACCUGUCUGCUGUUCAUAGGAAGUCUUAAGUGGUGCGGUUCUUUUGCAGCUUCCUUUUUUUUUCCCAGUUCCAGGUGAAUGACUGAGAAAAUGUUUGAGAAACAACAUGUGUGUGAAAGGAUCAUAUUUUGUGUUUGUUCAUUUUCUAAUGGACAAAAUUAAGGAGUUGUUUUUUUUUACACUAGACAUUCUCCCUUUCCUUGCUUAGGUAGACAUAUUGCAAGGUUCUAUAGUGAUAAUGGAAAGUUUAAAUAUACCGCAGUGUUGGUGGGCAGUGAAUAUCCAGGUCUACAAUUGUUUUGAACAUACUAAGCACUUUAUUUGAAUUUGAGUAAUCAAAGUUUAAGACAGGAUAGGUAUUGAACUGUACAGCUUUAUACAGUCUAUAUGGAUGCAGUUCUUAAUGCUAUUGUUUGUUCUGUUGAAUAUAAAAAGGGCUGCAUAUGAAAUAUCUCUGUAGCUGAGGUAUUACAUCCUCUCCAGGUAUAAAUCAGGGGCAAGAACUGAUUUCUUUGGAGCAACAGAUUAGCUGAGCAAAUUUUGGAAUGCUACCAUCACUUAAGACUGCUUCCCCCAUUAAGUUUCCCUGUACCUGCUAUCUGUUGUCUCCUCUUUAGUCUCAGGGAAUUUUUUGUCAUUGCAUUUAACUGUGAAAUAUGGGAGACUGUGAACCACAGGUGGGGUGUUUUUUUGGGGUUUUUUUGGUUGAUAUUUAAGUUCCUGUUAAGAACACCCACUGGGUUUAUUGUGAGUCUUUCCAUAUUGUAACCAGGACAGGAAAAUUUUGCAGCUUCUGGAAGUUCAAGCAAUUUUUCCAGGUAUUGUGCCCAGCCAUAUCCUGUGAACGUCCAGUCAGAGAUGCAGUAUCAGGCAGAUUGGCCACUAAUGUUUUGAAACUGUGGCCAGAUGUCAUUGUGAGCUUUGGUAGUAUUCCUCUGGGUACCCAGAGAGGGCAGUACCUCAACCGUCUGUCUCAACACUGGGAAGAAACCUUCCCUACUACACGAGUGCAUCUCAAAGUGGCAGUUACCACAGGUUGCUGCAGGUUCUUGUGGUCCACAUUAAGGCUUUUAACAGCAGUCAGUCUGAAUGACAUGCCAAACCCUGGCAAAUUCCAAUAAGGAAGCACUGUAAACCUGCUGCUUGCUGAAGAAAGACCACAUUCAUAAAAGUAGAGGUCAAAGGCAAACAGCAAGUCAUACAACACAUGCCUAGGGUAUGUUUUUCCUCAGGCUGUGCUCCUGUUUGAAAUUAAAUAUGCUAUGCUGUAUUGUCCGGACAGCGUUGCUCUGCAGGAGCCCAGGCAGACCAUAGCUGCUGCCGUCACCAGCUUCUCCCUUCAGUUAAAGAAAGUGAAGACUCUUCUGUCCUUCACUCCCACAGCACAAAGGCUGACUGCAGACUCACUGUAAUGAAACUGUACACAUAAUGGGAGAAAUAAAUUCAAUUGUUUGAAAACUAGCACCCAGAUUGGUAUGCUAGCUAGUGUCUAGGGGGUCAGGGCUUAACAGAGGUUAUGGCAGAUGUGGGAAACAAGGUGUUUCCAUACAGCCUCUUCUUUGUACCUCUUACUAGAGUAGCUGCAUUGCCAGGUAGCCUUCCAGGUCAGAAUUGAAGAAAUAUGCAGCCUGCUAGUAAGCCUCCCCAGCCCUGUGGAUAUAAAGAGGAUUUUAGUCUGCAAGCGCAUCAGUGCUUGCAGCUCAGAGGCCCCAAUUUUGUAAUGGAUUUGGUGUGACCAGAAUAUAAGCUGAACUCAUUUCUUUGGAGUGUAGGAAGACAACCUUUUGGCUGUCGGUAGCAAAAAUAUUAGGGUGGAUUUUUAAUUGGAUUUAACUGGAUUGAAUGGUUUAACUUUUAAUAUUUGUUUGCUGCAAGCCCAAUUUACUGAAGAUUUAGCAUUCAGAUACACCGUAUGAAAGACAACCUGUGCUGCAGUUGAACACUUGAAUUUGCACUCUCGGUGUCACUUGCAGGAGACAUACAAUUGACAGGUGCUCUCAGGGAUUAAUGUACAGUAUGUUAGAUUUAGGGGCUGAAAAAUGAAGCCUGUUUUCUAACCCUUUGUACUUUACUGUCUGUGUGUAUAAAUAUGUGAUACUUCCAUUAAAAGAGGAACAAGCUGUUUAACUUA
This is a messenger RNA of Cuculus canorus (common cuckoo), 4123 nucleotides long. It is a transcript of the gene ANKRD33B, whose product is annotated as ankyrin repeat domain 33B. The record is from RefSeq and is a predicted model, not a curated record. Bases 234 to 1781 code for a protein of 515 amino acids. Lineage: Eukaryota; Metazoa; Chordata; Aves; Cuculiformes; Cuculidae. The transcript has 4 exons. Gene Ontology annotation, molecular function: protein binding.